GCUGGACUCCGGCAGGGAGGGAGGGGAUUGGUUUCGGGGAAGGGAACCGCGCAUCAGGAGCGUAUUUCAGCCUCACCUGCGCCUGCACCUGCACCUGCGCUUUUCUCCCAGCCGGGCGGACGCCGAGUCGAAGGGUGACGACGCACGCUCGCGCGGACUGUCAUGGCCUACCCGGGAUACGGAGGAGCGUUUGGAAAUUUUGGCAGUCAGAUGCCAGGAAUGCAGAUGCAAAUGGGACAGCCGAUGCCAGGAACAGGGCCGAGUGUGCUCCCUGGUGGAUACUCUGGACACCCAGCUUAUCCGGAUAAUUACUCCACAGCGGGAGACCCCAUGUGGACAUACUUCACUGCCGUUGCUGGCCAGGAUGGUGAAGUGGAUGCUGAGGAACUUCAGAAAUGUUUAACGCAGUCUGGAAUUAGUGGAACUUAUUCUCCCUUCAGUUUGGAAACCUGCAGGAUUAUGAUUGCCAUGUUGGAUAGAGAUUACACAGGAAAAAUGGGAUUUAAUGAAUUCAAAGAACUUUGGGCAGCUCUUAAUGCCUGGAAGCAGAACUUCAUAACUAUUGAUCAAGACAGAAGUGGCACAGUAGAGCCUCAUGAAUUGAAUGAAGCCAUUGCUGCUAUGGGUUAUAGGUUGAGUCCUCAAACGUUAACUGUUAUUGUUAAACGUUAUAGCAAGAAUGGCAGAAUCUUCUUUGAUGAUUAUGUUGCUUGCUGUGUGAAGCUUCGAGCGCUGACAGAUUUCUUUAGGAGAAGAGACCACUUGCAACAAGGUGUUGUGAAUUUCGUAUAUGAUGAUUUUUUGCAGGGCACUAUGACAGUCUGAAUAUCUAGAAUUUGAAAGCUGAAGACAUACUGUGAAUUUCUCUGCUUUGAAGAAAUGGACCAGACUACUCUGAAUUAACACUUUGAGGGCUUUUCCAUGUUCCUGUCUGUUAAAUCUCUUCUCUUUCUAUGAGUUUUUACUUUAGCUCACAGUACAAAGCAAUAAAAGAGAUGUUUUGUAUUUGAAAUUUUAUUGCUUUUAGUAAAGUGAUAACUUCAUAGAUAUCUGCAUAAUGAAUAUUGGUAUAUGAUUAAGUGAUAGAAAUCCUCUUAGCUUUAAUUUUUCUUCCUUACUUACAAGAUAGAUUGUAUAAGAAGCCAAAUGAUGAAAGCCUAGAUAAAGCUAAUUUAUACUUAACUGAAGGUUACAAAUUAUACUUUGAAAUUUUGUUUGUAGUUGUUGGAGUUUGAAGGUGAACCAGAAGGGGAAGCUGAGAUUUUGUGCCAUAUUUGUCAUGGGGUUUGUUUUUUGAUCUCAUAAUCAGAGAACAGAAACUCAUGAGUCUUCGCCUGUGAAGAAGAAAAUUGUAGUUCCUCAAAUUUUAUCUUAAAUCACUUCAGAUGGACCUAAAACUAAUAAAUUUGUUCACCAUAAGUUAAUCUAUGGUGAAAUAAAACUGCAGGAGGCAUUUUUUUCCCUUUAAUUUUCUGCAGUGUAAAUUUUUCUUCAAUAUGAUUUGUUGUCUUCUGUGGGAAAAAAAUUCUUAAUAAACGUAACUUUUCUCUGUGCACUUUAUAUAACCUAAUGUGGCAUUUUCCUCUAAAUCUAGAUGUUUCUGGAAAUGGCAAAUUUUUAAUGAUUGUCAAUAUUUAAAUUUGUUCUUUUAAAUGAAAUUAUUUAUACAUAAUGCUUUUAACUGUUUACAAAGUUAAAAAAAAAUCAAGUAAUCUACCACUUUGUUUAAAUGUUCAGAAAAUAUAAGUUUGUCUUUCCUGACAACAGUAGCUGGUGAUCUGGGCUUUAGUAAAUCAGUAAGUCCUUACCAGUAAGUUCCUACCAGUAAGUAUAACGUGGGGUCCUGGGCGCGGUGGGCAGCACAGCAGUAUUUCUGAGUUGUGUUGCUGCUAGAGUUACAAAGUGGGGUCGUCAGGUCUGGAGCAUUUAAGCUUCCUGGAGAAGCUGUUGUAAUUAAUCAGCCCCUUUCUUGGCAAACAACCCUAAGUCUUUAUUUCUUAAUGAAGAUAUAAUAAAUCACAUAUUUUUCUUACACUUUAACUAAACUAUCUUCCAGCUUAAAGCUGAAUACAAAUUGACAUAAAUUUUAACAUUGCUGAUGACCAAAUUAAUAUAUAGUUUUUAUAAAACUCCAUGUUUCAUAAAAAAUGAAGGAUGAAUAGCCGUAUCUUGGAAAAAAACCCUUUCAUAAUAUAAACAUGCAGAAUUUUAAAUCAAUUUUCACUUAAAAAAAUCCUAGAAAGGAAGUAAUGUAUACCAUGUUGAUACAAUUUUGUAUAGUUAGCUGUCAAAUUCAUCUGGUCAGCUUUAUAAAAAUGUGUGAAUAAAUAAUGCACACAAUUUUGUCCUCUGGCUGUUAAUUUUUUUUUCAUAAACAUAUAUUUGAUAAUGUGAGAGGAUGUUAACUGAGCCAUAAAAGGUACAGAAUUCUUAUUAGAGGUGUUAUAGUAGAAAGCUAAUGCAGACACACUGUAUCAUUCACGUUGAGUAAAGGGUGGUAAUACGACUCAGCAGCAUGGAAUCUUAACAUCCAGUUUAUAUAGCUGGUGGAGUUACGGUGCUGUUCUGAGGUCAAUUACAAUUUUCCUUACUUGGAGGCUCACAGUUGAGGUAAAACUUUAAAAAUGGCAUGAUAUGAUUCAUACAAGUUUUGCCAAUGACACUUUGUGUUAGAACUCUUUUCCCAGUUCUGACUUAUCCUUUCCCAAUGGUGUUCCUGUGACUUUUGGUGAUAGGAGGUCUGUGAAGAAGGAGUUUCCAUGGCCAAACAUGUUUGGGAAAGUCUCACCUUCCUCAGGGAGCUUAAUAAAGCCUAAGGUUCAUAAAAUCUCAUUUAAUUUUAUUUGACUCAGUCUUUUCCAAACUUUUUUGACCACAGAACCCUUUCUCCAGCAAAACUAAUGUUGCAUGCCAAUCCAACCCAGUUGUCAGAUAGUUCUUUUGCACUUAUCGUUAGAUAGGUAAUCUUAUAUAAACAUUAGUCAUAGAGAAUUUUUUACCAGCAUUCUCCUACUGUGACUCACAUUUUAAUGCUUUUAAAAUAACUGAUGUAAACAGACACCCAUUACUAAAGUAAAAGUUAAAUAGUUUUAUAAUUAAUAUGACGGGAAUAUGAAUGUAGUGUGCUAGCUUGUACUGGUUAACUCAUGCCCCAGUUUUCUUAUGAUGAUGUAAAUUAUUGAAUAAUGUACACUCUUCAUGUCUAAGUGCUUUUAUUUAUACAAUAAACAUGUUUCCAUGUCAUUUUGAGAAUUUUUUAAUAAACAUUCAAAUAGCUUGCUGUAAA
Molecule: messenger RNA, 3286 nt
Organism: Camelus dromedarius (Arabian camel)
Lineage: Eukaryota; Metazoa; Chordata; Mammalia; Artiodactyla; Camelidae
Gene: GCA
Product: grancalcin
Exons: 8
Coding region: 163-825 (220 amino acids)
Molecular function (GO): calcium ion binding
Source: RefSeq, a predicted model, not a curated record